Neodiprion virginianus is the source of this 927-nucleotide messenger RNA. RefSeq lists its product as uncharacterized. Lineage: Eukaryota; Metazoa; Arthropoda; Insecta; Hymenoptera; Diprionidae. Bases 96 to 566 code for a protein of 156 amino acids. The record is from RefSeq and is a predicted model, not a curated record. The transcript is spliced from 5 exons.
ACAGCAAAAGCACCGAUAUCGCAGACAUCUUGGGUUGGACGAUCCGAUCGCCGCGUAUUGAUCGAAGUGACAUCGACCCGCUGGCUAUUACGGAUAUGAAUAAAUUCUACGACGCAAAAGCGACUUACGGGAUAAGUCCCGAUCCUUAUCCGGGACCAAUGCCGCCUUUGGAUCCGAAGAAUAGAUACAACGAGGACGUCGAGGUUUACAAACUUACCGGCGGCGUUGAAUUGGUACCAUUGCUCACAAGCAGUAGGUACCAAUCGCAUCCUCAAGCCAUUCGUUACCUCGCGACAGACGCCACGAGGCCGGGUUACACCCUCGAAUCUUUGAGAGCUUUGAGGUCUUUUGGCACUGGAAGUCGCGAGUACGUCGCUGAUUUAGCUCAGCAAAUCCACAGGAAACGAGAACGGGUCGUGGAGGAGCAGCGUUGGGAGCAAGAGAAUUGUCGGAGGCAUUAUGACACCUGGAGAAGAUUGUGGGGUCGACCAGGUCACGGGGCGCCGAUGGAUCAUUGUCAGCGUGCAAAUCUCUACAACAUUCUAUACCGACCUGCAAUCUAUUGAAUUCACUUCGUUACGCGGAUCAUGUUGUGCUUGCGAUAUUUGUCGUGCGAGGGUACUUUUCAAUGUCGAUAAAUUGUUUCUCACACCAGAUUCUUGCGUUGCGAUGAACGGAAAAUCAGCCUACACUAAAGCUACGACAACUGUACCUAUAACUAUCAUUUGUUUCUAGUUUUGAUGUGCGAAUCUUCUAAUCGUUGAUUUUAAGUCCGUUGAUCAAUGGAGAAAAACCUUUGAAUCAGGCCAGAAUUUCACUACUCUGGGAGCUUCUUUUUCCAGUCACUAAUCGAUGGUCUCUAAUAAACUUCACUCAACUUUAGAGGGGUUGAUUAUAAAAGACCUAACCUUGGCGUGACAAUGAUAA